UUUCUCGAAUGCAGGAUUAAAUUCGUUUGACGAAAAAAAAAGCAUCCUCGCGAGGGGAAAAGAAAAGAAAAGGGAUUGACACAGGAGGAAAAAAUAAGAAUCAGGUCAUCCAUAUAUUAGAGGGCCAAAGCGAGGAGAAUGACGCUGACCCCGGUGCCCGUCAUUAUUUUGUGUGUGCUGGUCGCCGUGGCCCAGUGCGGGCAUCCGUAUGCGGAUUUCUCGGACGAGUUCCGCCCCAAACGCCAGCAGCAGCCGCUCAACUUCGGCGGCGGCGGCGGUCCGCAGCGCCGCUUCAACGCCAACAACAAUCGGCCAGGCAACCAACAACGCCCGGGUCCGUUCCGCCAGAAUUUCCAACCGCCACAGCAGCAGCCUUUGUUCGACGACGAUUCCGGACCUUUCCGACCUCAGCAAAGACAGAACAUCAACCUGGAAAGACCCAAGGUUGCUGAAGGAACAAAUUUGCAAUUCCCACCAAUGCUGAAACGUGCAGGCGGUGGAAACAAAAACAACAACAACAACAAAGCCAAUAAGCCCAAUAAUAACCGACCUCAACUCCGACCCCAAUUCGAGGACAACAAACCCAAGUACCAGCAGGAUGAACCCGAGGAAGACGAAUACGGACCCGCGAUUAACAAUAAGCCGCCACAGCCGCCAGUCUUUGAAGACGAGCCCGAACAAGAAGACAGCAACUAUUACGACGAAGAGGCACUAGAAUCGCCGCCAUCGCCGCCACCAGCAGUAACUGAGACUAGGCAGCAGCAGCAGAACAACAAUAAUGAAUUUAGGCGGUCACAGGCGCCGGCCAGAAACAAGUUCAGCAGGCCUAAUGAUCAACUGCCGGUGUUUGAGUUCGAUGAGGACCCCAUUGAGGCGCCACCUCAGAGGCAGAACCGACCAGCUAACAAGAGAGUCAACCGACCACCGCCGCCCCGUCAGGAAGAAUUCAUAGAUGAACAGGAAGAGGCAUCAGCAGGAAAUGCUGCUUCAUCAGAAAAGGAAGAUGAAAACAAGCCAGAUCGCCAGGCCAUUUUACUGCAGAGCACCAGGUUCCAAUGUGCUGGCAAAAAGAAUGGCUACUAUGCAGAUGAGGAACUCAAGUGCGAGGUCUUCCACUAUUGUCAAGAGGGGGCGCGUAGUUCCUGGGUCUGCCCCGAGAAGGCGCGGUUCCACCAGGUUCACCUCAUCUGCAUGCCCGAGGGCGAUGAGAACAUCUGCAAGAUGUCUUCCAAGUACCACUUUGUCAAUGAUUACUUGUACAAGCCCAUCAAUGAGGAGGAGGAUGGAGGUACAUUGCAGUACUCUGAUAGAUACUACCCUGAAGGUUACCACGCUGGCGCCAACAUGGAGCUGGAUGGCAACGUGAGCCCCCAGGUGCAGCAGCGAAAGCACAACGCUCAACACAAACGACCAUCAUCAGGAACGAAUCAACAACGCCGACGACCUGCGGAAUACUUUGAGGACCCUGCAGAAGAAGCAGAAGAAGAAGAGCCCAACAAAUUCAGUUUCCAGCAAGCUCCAGCUUCCCCACGUCGCUCGCAACAAAAGUCGCAACAACUUUCUUCCCAGCAGGAGUUCCUCAGGGCCAGUCAGAGCCGGACCAAAGCUGGCCCUAGUCCGGUUCGUUGA
Messenger RNA from Notodromas monacha, 1629 nucleotides. NCBI's taxonomy places the organism in Eukaryota, Metazoa, Arthropoda, Ostracoda, Podocopida, Cyprididae. The record is from the annotation of a GenBank genome assembly.